GUUUUAUUCUUAUGUCCGUCUUUAAGUUUGGAUACUUGUGUACCAAAAAUGGCCUCAUCCACCGUCUUCCCCAGUCUCAACCUCUUUUCGUCCAAAAGAUCCACCAAACUCAUAACUUCAACUCGGUUCUCCGGAUCCAGACAACAACUCAGCCGCAAAACAGUAAAAUGUUGCUCAAAACCGGCCACCGCAACGACGGAGGAAGCGACUGCUCGGCAAAUCACGGUGAAUAACGGGAACGAUUCGCUCGACAUAUGUAGGGUCCUUAAUGGCAUGUGGCAGACCAGUGGAGCUUGGGGCAGAAUCGACCGAGACGACGCCGUCGAAGCCAUGCUUCGCUACGCUGACGCCGGUCUCUCUACCUUCGACAUGGCCGAUCACUAUGGACCUGCAGAAGAUCUUUAUGGCAUAUUUAUCAAUAGAGUUCGCCGAGAGCGUCCACCAGAGUACUUGGAAAAAGUUAGAGGUCUCACUAAAUGGGUGCCUCCACCAGUAAAGAUGACAAGUAGCUAUGUCAGGGAAAACAUUGAUGUCUCACGAAAGAGGAUGGAUGUGCCUUCAUUGGACAUGCUGCAGUUUCACUGGUGGGAUUAUUCCAAUCCCGGCUACCUUGAUGCACUGAAACACCUCACUGAUCUGAAAGAAGAAGGUAAAAUUAGAACUGUUGCUUUGACAAAUUUUGAUACGGAAAGGCUGCAAAUAAUACUUGAGAAUGGAAUUCCUGUUGUUAGUAAUCAGGUGCAACAUUCAAUUGUGGACAAUCGCCCUCAGCAAAAAAUGGCAGAGCUUUGUCAGCUUACAGGAGUCAAACUGAUAACGUAUGGAACGGUUAUGGGUGGUCUAUUAUCCGAGAAGUUCCUUGACACAAACUUGGCAAUUCCCUUUGCCGGCCCUCCUUUAAAUACCCCCUCCCUCCAGAAGUACAAAAGGAUGGUUGAUGCUUGGGGAGGAUGGAGCUUAUUCCAAACGUUACUUCAGACUCUAAAAAAAGUAGCAUCUAAGCAUGGAGUUUCAAUCCCAACUGUUGCUGUUAAAUACAUACUAGAUCAGACAGCAGUAGCAGGGUCAAUGGUUGGUGUUAGACUUGGUUUAUCAGAACAUAUCCAAGACACAAAUGCCAUCUUUUCACUUGUUCUUGACGAGGAAGAUGUGAGCAGCAUCCUAGAAGUUUCAAAAAGAGGGAAAGAUCUGCUUAGAGUGAUAGGGGAUUGUGGAGACGAGUACCGGCGUGCAUGAGUUUCAUUUCAAUCAGAUCAUAGUGUCUGCUAGAAUAACAUAUGCAUGCUUAUAUCAUGUUCAUGGUGUUACUUU
Messenger RNA from Hibiscus syriacus, 1311 nucleotides. Its product is annotated as flagellar radial spoke protein 5-like. Lineage: Eukaryota; Viridiplantae; Streptophyta; Magnoliopsida; Malvales; Malvaceae. The transcript has 9 exons. The record is from RefSeq and is a predicted model, not a curated record. The coding region runs from base 49 to 1236 and encodes 395 amino acids.